This is a messenger RNA of Gavia stellata (red-throated loon), 1055 nucleotides long. RefSeq names its product regulator of G protein signaling 16 (gene RGS16). Lineage: Eukaryota; Metazoa; Chordata; Aves; Gaviiformes; Gaviidae. Bases 39 to 650 code for a protein of 203 amino acids. The transcript has 5 exons. The record is from RefSeq and is a predicted model, not a curated record.
UGCCUGUUGCACGCCCCUGCUGCCGCCCUAAGGACCCGAUGAGUUGCUGGAUGCCUGGGUGCCCAGCUCUCAGCAUGUGCCGGGGUUUAGCCGUGCUCCCCAUCACUUGCCUGGAAAGAGCCAAGGAUCUGAAGACCCGCUUAGGGAUCCUGCUCCAUAAACCAGAGCUGGGACACAGGAUCGGGACCUCCAGCAAGUUGCAGCUGGGCUCCAGGCAGAGAGACUCCUCACAAGAGGUACUCGAAUGGAGGGAGUCCUUUGACCAGCUCCUGAAGAGUAAAAGUGGGGUGACGGCCUUCCACACUUUCCUGAAGACAGAGUUCAGCGAGGAGAACCUUGACUUCUGGCUGGCGUGCGAGGACUUCAAAAAGACCCGGUCAAAAACCAAACUGGCCUCCAAGGCCAACAGGAUCUUCGAGGAGUUUGUCCAAAGUGAGGCGCCCAGGGAGGUGAAUAUCGACCAUGAAACCAGGGAGAUCACCCGGAAGAACCUCUCAGGUGCCACCUCCGCGUGCUUCAACGAAGCCCAGGCCAAGACCCGCACCUUGAUGGAGAAGGACUCCUACCCCCGGUUCCUGAAGUCCGCCUCCUACCAGGACAUGACCAAGCAGGCCACCAGCCGCGGCAUCAGCAAGCGGUCGCAUACCUGACCCGAGCCUGAAUCCGCCGUGGGGGGACGAGCCGGGGCACCAGGCAGAGGUUGAGAAACGGUUUGCGAGGGCUGAGGUCCGUGUGGCGGGGUUUCGGCUGAAGUCCUGGCAUUUCAGCAGGAUCCCUGGGACCUCAAGCACUUCCCGCUUCCCACCGAGCUGCUGGGAAGAGAGGUCCUUCCUCCCCAGAGGAGCGGAGCGGGUGGGAACCCGCUGCCUCCCCUUGCAGCACGGCUGGAGAGCUGCACCACCACGGGGACAAAAAGAAAUCGGAUUUGAGUUGCAAGCCCGGGAAAAAGAGACCGGAUUCCCCUGAGCAUCCGUAACCAGAGAGCUCCCGCCUGCUCUCGGGACCCUGCCUCUGACCCGCAGCAUCAGCCGCCGGCUGCGGAGCCAGCACAGGAG